AUGCAGCAGCAGGUUCGCCUCAUGCAAUUGCUUCCUUUCGCCGGUGUAACGCUGCUCUGUUCCAUGUCGCUAGAGUACGUUUUCAGCGGCAAUCGGUUCCGUACCUUGACGAUAGAGAACAUUGUCAGUGCUGUCGAUAUAUUUGACAUCCUCGAGUGCCUCAAUGUGCCUUUUACCCAAAUAGACGGCAUAAUAUGGGCUCCCAAAUAUAGAUGGGCCACCAGUUUGCUUCACCUUGCUGUUAGUAAUAUGUGGCGCGAUGAGGGCAUCGUGGAACGCCCGGGGAUGCCUGCACAAAUGAACAGAAGCCCGCAUAGCUCUGCCGUUAGUGUCAACAACCGAAUGUAUGCAUUCAUUUGGUCGGCCCUUCUCCAAGAUGCAUACUUUCUGCCUGUCCGAAUCAACUUGCUCCUCAUAGGUCUUCCGUAUAAUCCUCGAAUCCUGUUUUUGGCUAUGAAAAACAUACUGUUCCUUAUGAUCGCUGCACAAAGAUACUGCGUUCUCGUAUGCGGAAAUCUUUAG
Messenger RNA from Dibothriocephalus latus, 522 nucleotides. Lineage: Eukaryota; Metazoa; Platyhelminthes; Cestoda; Diphyllobothriidea; Diphyllobothriidae. The record is from the annotation of a GenBank genome assembly.